AAAGAAGUGAAGUGAAGGCUUUGAAUUAUCAUCUUUAAUUUUGAAUAUCCGGCCGGUUGUUGCACGUGCGACAAUUACUAGAUAAUUACUUCAUCCGUCGACUGAUCGAAGCAUUAAAAUGAAACCAGAUAAUGAUUUAUUGCGUGAAAUAUUAAAAAUCGACACAUUCAAGCUUGGUGAAUUUGCUCUUAAAACCGGCCCAUUAUCUCCAUUUUACAUCGAUCUUCGACAUAUGACAAGCCAUCCAAAAGUAUUUAAUUCGGUAUCAAAGGCCAUCUAUGCAAAGAUGAAAGCUCUUAACAUCAAAGCCGAUGCAAUCUGUGGAGUCCCAUAUACAGCUCUACCUAUUGCGUCUUUUAUUUGUUCCCAUCAUGAGAUUCCUAUGUUAGUGAGACGGAAAGAACGUAAAGAUUAUGGCACAAAAAAGAUGGUCGAAGGAGUGAUAAAUCGUGGCGAGACAUGCCUAGUUUUGGAAGAUGUCGUCGUUAGCGGAGCAAGUAUUAUCGAAACAGUUGCAGAUCUUCGAAAAGAGGGUUUGGUUGUCACAGAUUGUAUUACAAUUCUUGAUCGAUUACAAGGUGGUGAGGAAAACUUGCGGAAAAUGGGUAUCACUUUACAUUCCUUGUUUACUAUAAAGGAUUUAUUUGCCUUGUAUUGUUCUAUUCAUGAUGUGGAUGAAUCUCAGAUUAAAAAGGUGUUUGAUUAUUUGCAUGACAAUGUAUAUGAAAUAUCAGAAAAUGACUUGGUAAAUUAAGUAUUGCCGCUGGCAAUUGCUUUCCCCAUGUAAAAAAACAAAAACAAGCAGGGUUUAGGUGCUAUAGAUUGUAUUUUUUAUAUUAUAUGCAAUAUGGGACCAAUAUUUAAUUCAUAUAAUAAUAUAUACUCACACAUCUAAUAUGAAUAAUUGUGCUAUUUAAAAUGUAGAAUAGAAUAUCUAUGGAACUGUGUAGGUGACCUGGAAGUUAAUCAUAUAUAUAGAGAUAUAUGCAUAUGCUUAUACUGUGAUAUUUAUUUUUAUGCUAUUUAAAAAAAAAAAAAAAGCCUUGGUGAAACUGCAUGUAUUUCUGUCAGCAUAAUUACUUCCAAAAUGUACCAUGUAGUAAAUGAUAUUGAAUGUGAAGUUAUUUCGCAGCUUUGUAGUAUACAAUUGUUAUACAUGGCAUAUAAUUGGAAAAUUCUGUACUAACAGAAAAGUGGCAUUUGUCUAGUAUUUAGAGCAUGUUUGAUAUAAUUCCCCCGUUGAUGAUAUUUUCUAUUGGCAUUUUUUUUAUUGCUUAUAUAAACAAUGUAUUGUUAGAAUUGACCUGUACCUUUAAUUUUACCGAGUUGCAAGAUAAAACGAUUGGGGGGGAAAAAAUCUAAAAUGUAUCACUUAUGAGGGACUUAUAUCAAAGCUGUACCUAGUAUUUAUUCUUGAUAUCUUCUGCUGUCAAGAACUUACAUCUUAGAGAGAUGUAAGUAUUUAAAAGCAUUGUGAGGAACCUGAACAGGCAUUUGAGAGCAUUGAAAUGAAUUUCACUCAUAGAAAUAUUUCAAACAUAUAAACCAUGAAUUUAUUUAUGAUAGUCUUUCUUUUUUUCACAUAUUUAUGUAAGAUAUUUUGAAAAAAGGAAGAAAUGUUCUGAAAAUGGUGUUAAAAUCAUUGUAAUACUCAAAUUGAAGUUAUCUAGAUGUGUAUUUGAAGAUGAUUAUUUACAGUGAUUUGCAUCGUGUCCAAUCCUUGUUUAUUAUAAUCAGUGUAAUACUUUCUAAUGUCUUAUAGUAUUAAGAAUAUUUAAUAAUUUGUAUGGUAUGUAUUGGGAUUUAUAGCAAAGAUUAAUCAUGCACAUCACAAUUUUAAUUAUUGUAUCUCUUCAAAGAAAAUACUAUUCAUAAAAGUAUUCACAUGUACUAUUUUUAUAAGAGACCAGCUAUACAUUUGAUGCAUAGUUACAAUUGGUGACAUUUUUCUUAUGAAAUUUUAUUCUUAUGAAUGUUGAUAUAUGAAACAUUACAAUUAUUCAAAUUAUAUUAAAAUACAAUAUGUAAUUCCAGUUUUUGUAAUGGAUCUGAAAAUAAUGUAUCCUUUUGUGAUAAAAUGACUAUAUUUUUAUAUGGAAAUGACUGUAUAAAAAAAAUAUAUGGCUUUUCAUAUUUAUACAUAGAGUGGGUGUAUUCACUCUUUUAAACAUUUGAACUGGAAAUUUUUCUAAUGUUGAUU
This is a messenger RNA of Argiope bruennichi, 2200 nucleotides long. Its product is annotated as uridine 5'-monophosphate synthase-like. The coding region runs from base 119 to 754 and encodes 211 amino acids. The record is from RefSeq and is a predicted model, not a curated record. Gene Ontology annotation, molecular function: orotate phosphoribosyltransferase activity; orotidine-5'-phosphate decarboxylase activity. The transcript has a single exon. Gene Ontology annotation, biological process: UMP biosynthetic process; pyrimidine nucleobase biosynthetic process. NCBI's taxonomy places the organism in Eukaryota, Metazoa, Arthropoda, Arachnida, Araneae, Araneidae.